UUGUUUUUGUUGGAAAGUUAAUAUUAUUUUGAGAAGGUGUAGCGCGCACAACAGUGUGCAUGCAUCACCAAUACCACUACAUCAGAUCCAGCAACGAACGAGCGCUAUAUAAAUGGCGGCGGAAGGGUUGAAGAAGCCUGUGAAGAAGGAAACCAUGACGACAGAACUCAUCCACGUCGCACUCGUUGGCGACAAAGGAGUUGGGAAAAGUUUACUGGCCAGGGCCAGGGCCUGCGGGACGAAGUACACCCUAAAGGAAAUGUUCCAACUGCACAUCAGCCAGGUGUGGACCUACGACAACUACAGGACCUCUCCCGAAGUCAGAGAAAGGUCUCUUUGUCACGUCGAUGGGGUGAACUGCACUUUGAAAAUUUUCGACACGUUCGGAAACAGAGAUGUAAAACGAGAGAAUGUUUAUUCGUUAGCCGACGCCAUCGUCAUAUGUUUCUCGGUGAGUGACAAGCGAUCUCUUCAGAGCGUCACGAAGCAUUGGAUCAAUGAAAUCAGAUUCAGUUGCCCCGCAGUCCCAAUUAUCUUGUGCGCCUGCAAGAUUGAUCUCAGGUACAUUUACAAGGAUCCUAAAUUCCUGGAACUUCAAAAGUUUUCUUUCUCACAUCAGAUGCAGAAGGAGAACCUUAUCUACCCAGAAUCCGGCAAAGAAGUUGCGAAAGAGAUCAAAGCUUACUACUACGAAACAAGCUCCAUGGUUUCUUACGGGGUGGACGAUUUAUUCAACAACGCCAUCAGGGCCGUUCUAGUGGCAAAACGUCGAAGUUCAUUCGCUUUUCGCUCCUUCAAAAACGUUUCAAUCCCGCACGUUCAAGUUCCACACGCUCCCCCCAAACCUACCACUCCAAAAAUUGUUUGCGAGAAAAAUGAAAAUUCAAACUGGCUGGAGAAAGGUCGGAAAAAGUGGUUAUUUGACGGAGAAUUCAGCGACGCAACAUUAAUUGUGGGCAACCAAACUUUUGAAAUCCACAGAGUAUUUCUAGCUGCGGCCUCGCCGUUGUUUGAAAAUAUUUUUCUUAGCGAA
Helobdella robusta is the source of this 1033-nucleotide messenger RNA. RefSeq lists its product as hypothetical. Gene Ontology annotation, molecular function: GTPase activity; GTP binding; protein binding. Lineage: Eukaryota; Metazoa; Annelida; Clitellata; Rhynchobdellida; Glossiphoniidae. Gene Ontology annotation, biological process: small GTPase-mediated signal transduction. The record is from RefSeq and is a predicted model, not a curated record. The transcript is spliced from 5 exons. The annotation marks the transcript as partial.